CUUGGCAUUGGCUCCUCGGUCCAUAACUCAGUCAGUUCUUAGCACCACACUAUAACGCACGUGUGCUCCGACUUAACACGAUCUUGUACCUUGCACGUGUUAUACGAAUUUGUGAAUUAUUUCAGUAUAGUGCUGUUUUGUUCAUACGCGGCUGUGAUUGUGUACAAGUGAUUAUUUAGUCAAUAUUCAGCUGGGAUGUCGACAAAGAAAAUUAUGUGAUAAGUGAACAGUGAUAUUAGUGAAAUUAAAACAAAUAUCACAUAUUUUAUUUCAACCAAACGCAACAGUUAUCAAGAAUGGACCAAUACGUGUUAGCAGUGGUGUUGUUAAUAUUUUCCUUGAUAACAACAGGAGUUGAGUCGCUACAAUGCUACCAGUGCCUCAUAAAUCCACUGCCGGGCCACUACUACAACACCACAAAGCGUUUGUGCGUGCAUUUUGACCAUUCAAACAAGUUCAUAGUCGACUGCCCCUACUCUACUAUGUGUAUGAAACAGGAGUUUUAUCUCGACAUACAGAACGGAGUAAGAAUAAAAGGAGUGCUCCGUGAUUGCGCUCCUCAGAAGAACGAGUAUCAAGAGUACAAGAACGGGCGGUGGUCUCCGAAAAUAGAAAUAAUGGAGCCCUAUCCAGAAGGCUGUCACGAUGUGGACGAUAAAGGAGAGAGGACAACACCGACCAGAUACUGCUACUGCCGCUCGGAAUUAUGCAACUCAUCGCCAAACACGAGCCACGAAGGCUACACCGACAUCAUGGGCGUCAUAGUCGUGUUCAACCUAAUGAAAUACAUCAACAGCCUUAGGUAGUGAAUAAACUUUGCUUAGGUGAUUAUUUAUAAUUCGUGAAGUGCUAAGCGCUUUAUGGACUCGCAAGCAUUAUGUGAUAUUGAAUGUUGACGCAGUCACGGCUGAAGGAUGGGACCAGUCAAGGUUAUUUGUUAUUGUUGAAUAGAUUUUUAGGCGUUUGUAAAUUGUAUGUCUAUGCAAUAACUUGAAUAUAAUUGAAUAGAAACUAUAAAAGCAUCGUCAUAUCUCAGUUCUAUACUAUCAAUAUUUAUAUUGUAAAGAGGCAAAGUUUGUUUGUAGUAAGUAUUCCCUGAAAUUACUACUGCUACAAACCUGAACAAUCUUUUAUAAAUUUGAAGUUACACAAUUCCUGAGUGUUGCUUUUUGCCCUGGGACGCGUCUUUGAUUGCGAAAAUGAGCAUGUAAACAGAAGGAGACGCAAGCAAAUGCUAGUAGUAAUGUUUGUAUGAGACGACAUGUAACAGAUAUCGAUGAAAAGUUUGUUUCUUGUACUAAAUGUGUACGAGGCGACUUUCAGGAUUGUAAAUGUUACACCGUUUACGUAUUGAAUAAUUAAAAUGUACAUAUCACAUUAAAACUGAUAGAAAAGGUGACAUACAAUGUAACAACAUAGAAUAAAAAAUAUAAUAAUAGCUAAAAUUAUUGAACGAUAAUAUAGAUAGAAAUUUUAGUCUCCGUAUAUAUUAAUAUGAAAUGGUGGCGCCAUCUGGAUUUGCGUAUUACAAUUAAAUAAACGUUUGUCGAACAACCGCUCUUAAAUAAAAAAUAUGUUUAAAUUAAUUUACCUAUAUAGAGCAUUUGAAAUGAAUUUUGUUACUAUCAACAAUAAACAUACCUGGCAUACGGCAUACCAAACUCUGGUAAGCCGGCAUGCUAACUACUAUUCCUCCCUUCCGUUUACCCUCAAAAGAAAAUGUAAAUCCGCUUGUAUUCUAGCUAAAGAAACAGCUUGUAUAAUGAAACUAGAUAACAAAAUCUUACAUUAUGGUAAUUUGAAUCUAGUCACGAUUGCGCCAUCAGAUCGAUUUGAUUUGUAAAGAAUACAGGUUGCUUGUGUAGAAUUAUUUACAGUAAGUUAUUUUGUAAUAUAUUACUCGAGCAUUGACCAUAGCUUUUGUAUUAUAGAAAGCUUUACAGUUUCUUAUUCGCUGUAAUAUAAUGAAUGCUUUGUAAUAUUGUGACCUAACAGCAGUUUCUUCAUUGUCAGUAAUAGUCAAUAUACAUUUGCCAAAUUAUGACGUUUGUGUCGUGGCAACUUAUGGUUUUUACUUUAGCGAAUAUGUUAUGUUGGCAUGUCUAUUGAAUUUAACAUAAGCUUAAUAUUACUAUUCAUGAAGUAACUGACUGUGAGCCUUCGAAAAAUGGGUGACAAUAGCAGUACACUUUGGAGCAAUGGCUUAAUUAGGAAUCUAAUAGUGAAUUCUUAUAUGCAGUACUUUAUUAUAAGAAAUCUUGAAUAUGUCCAUUCCUGCAGUAGAAGCUAAUGUAUAAGUUAUUGUUUUGCGUACAGACGCAGAUUAUAAAUUAGGUACGUGAUGUGAUAAAUGAUAAAAUGUUAUACACUUAGCUUUAAAAACUUUUCAAGUUCGAUAUUUUGUGCAUUGUUUUUGUAAACGUGAUUCUCAUAUAGAUCCGAUUAUAACGCUUUGAUGGAA
This is a messenger RNA of Manduca sexta (tobacco hornworm), 2461 nucleotides long. RefSeq lists its product as uncharacterized. Bases 297 to 806 code for a protein of 169 amino acids. Gene Ontology annotation, biological process: positive regulation of voltage-gated potassium channel activity; regulation of synaptic transmission, cholinergic; sleep. Lineage: Eukaryota; Metazoa; Arthropoda; Insecta; Lepidoptera; Sphingidae. The record is from RefSeq and is a predicted model, not a curated record. The transcript has 5 exons.